This is a messenger RNA of Drosophila biarmipes, 952 nucleotides long. RefSeq names its product zinc metalloproteinase nas-13. The record is from RefSeq and is a predicted model, not a curated record. Gene Ontology annotation, molecular function: zinc ion binding; metalloendopeptidase activity. Lineage: Eukaryota; Metazoa; Arthropoda; Insecta; Diptera; Drosophilidae. The coding region runs from base 1 to 783 and encodes 260 amino acids. The transcript has 2 exons. Gene Ontology annotation, biological process: proteolysis.
AUGGGAAUGUCGCGAAGUAAACCCAGGUUGCUCUUUGUCCCAGUUCUACUAAGUAUUUCCCUGGGGGAUUCCUUGCCCGCUGGAGCUUUGGUCGACCCUAACAAAGAGGAAGUGCAGCCGAAUCCCGAGGAAUUGGGUCCCUACUUUGAAGGUGAUAUGUCGAUCCCAUUGAGAUACAGGAACGGCAUUUUAGAGCUGAGCUCCCGCUGGCCGGGAGGGGUUGUGCCCUACGUGAUCGAAGGUUCGUUCACGGAUCAGGAGUUAAGACAAAUAAAUAAUGCGAUUCAGGAAUACCACACAAGGACCUGUGUGCGUUUUAGGCUCAGGACCAGCGAGGACGAUUUUAUCUCCAUUGGAAGUGAAAACUCUGGUUGUUGGAGCGCUGUCGGUCGAUUGGGCGGCCGCCAGGAGUUGAAUCUGCAGUCGCCCAACUGCCUCCGAAAGAUCGGCACUUCCAUCCACGAGCUGAUGCACGCCCUGGGCUUUUUCCACGAGCAGAACCGCCACGAACGUGAUUCCUAUGUCCGGCUGAUAGGUGACAACGUAGUGGCUGGAAAGAUGAAGAACUUCAGGAAGUACAGCUCCAGUCAAGAGUCAGGUUUUGGCGUGGAGUACGACUACGGCAGUGUGAUGCACUACUCGGCCACCAGCUUCACCCGGAAUGGACUGCCCACCAUGGAGGCCUUGCGCGACACUUGCGAUUCCAGGAAGAUGGGCCAGCGGCUGGGUUUCUCCGCCGGCGAUGUGCGAAAGAUCAACGCCAUGUACAAGUGCCAGGUCUAGAUCAAAAUUACAUGCUCCCGAUUUGUAACACCAAAGUCGCAAAAUCAUGCGUAUCUUCAUGGAAAAUUUAACGCUUUAGGAAUAAAUAUAAGAACUGUUUAAAUAAAUAUGCUCUAAGCAUAUGCAACUCAAAUCAAACUUUCUAAAAAAUACAAACCUUAUAACUAUA